AUGCCGUUCAAAUACCCCCGGUUCUAUGCAUCCCCGGUGGACGAGGGCACUGAUGCCACUCCUCUCCAAGUCUAUGGCCAUGAACAACGAGAACCCUCCAUCUACGGCAAGCCCCCCAAGCUCCUGCGCCGGGUGUCGCACGCUCUAGGCGAUAUCCGCGAGGACGUGACACUGCAGCUGGAUCCCCUCAAGCGCCGCUCGACCAUCUUUUUCGAAACCCCACUGUCCCCCGCGAGUCCCGAGGUGCCCAUGACCUCGGACGGCCUGCGGUCGCGACCCAUGUCCAUCAUCUCCUACGAUGCGAUUGCCGCCCCCUCCAGACGACUGAGCCAGCGCCUGUCCCGCCGCUUGUCGGUCUUUUCCUCGCGAGGCAAGCCCACCGGCAACGCUGGGGGCAGCAUCUCCUCACCCAACCUGAUUGGAUCCUCCACUCAAUAUGGAUCCCGAAGCCAGGUCUCCUUCAUCUAG
Messenger RNA from Penicillium nucicola, 468 nucleotides. RefSeq lists its product as uncharacterized. The record is from RefSeq and is a predicted model, not a curated record. Bases 1 to 468 code for a protein of 155 amino acids. Lineage: Eukaryota; Fungi; Ascomycota; Eurotiomycetes; Eurotiales; Aspergillaceae. The transcript has a single exon.